This is a messenger RNA of Patella vulgata (common limpet), 1592 nucleotides long. RefSeq lists its product as uncharacterized. Lineage: Eukaryota; Metazoa; Mollusca; Gastropoda; Patellidae. The transcript is spliced from 6 exons. The coding region runs from base 302 to 1255 and encodes 317 amino acids. The record is from RefSeq and is a predicted model, not a curated record.
UUAACAUCUGUGCGUAAGGUGCUCAUGAAGUCAUGCUCCCCAAAAAUCUUUGUGAUUGACAAAGCUUGGUUAUUCCAAUAGGAAAAGAAUGACGUAUUGUAUAGAUGAUCAAUAGGGUCGUAGACAAAACGACCAAAAAACCCCAAAACGGCCCUGGCAUAAUCGUUGUCUGCAAACUAGCGGCCAUAAAAAAGGUCAAAACGGCCAAUUAAAUGUACCACCAUGGAUGGGUGUGUUAUAAUGUCCAAGAAUGUGAAUUGUGGUUUCAUGAUGAAAUAUUGAAAGAUGACUGUCUGGCAAAAUGGAUCUUCUUGGAUGUGGGUUCAAUGGCUUUAAUCAAUUAGAAGAUGUAACAGAUAGUCAAAAAAGAUUACCAGACUUUACUAAAGCAAAAAGGGUUUUACCAAUCAAAUUAAAUCUCCCUAAAUCUGAAUGUUCAGAUCUAGAUAAAAUAGAAGAUGUUUGUAUAGCAUGGUCUAGUAUAUUUGUAAUCUUAGCAGAAAAAACAGGAAAUCAGACCCUAUAUGGUAUUGGAAACAACUGUGCAGAUGAAGUUAUGAAAAUAAUUGAUGCCAAACAUAUAGCAAUUUCUUCAGAUUAUCUAGUAUAUAACAACUGUAAUGGUGAAUUAAGAUUAGUCAAUUAUGGAGAAAAUAGGUCUGUUUUUCAAGACAAAUUGCUACCAAUAGAUAAAAGCAUGAAAGAAGAGAAUAUAAUAUCAAACAAUAUUGAACAGAUAAUAGGUGGUGAAAAUUGUUUCUAUCUUAUUGAUGAUUCUGGUACAUUACAGAGGAUGGAAUGGAAUAAAUUAAACCAAUGUCUAACAAUACCCCACAUUAUACCAUUGUCACAAACUGUAUCUCACAUAUCAUGUGGAAAAGAACAUAAUUUGUUAAUUACAAGUACUAACCAAGUAUUUUCGUGGGGUCUCAGCAGUAGAGGACAAUUAGGAAAUGGUGAUAUAGAAGAGAUUAAAUAUCCCAAGGCAGUUGAAGCUUUAGCUGGACUGAAUAUAAAACAAAUUUCUGCUGGUGGAUGGCAUUCAACUGCAGUUACAAACGAUGGAGAUCUAUAUGUAUGGGGAUGGAAUGAAAGUGGACAGCUUGGAUUACCAUGUCCAGCUUUACAAGGUCAAGAUAAAUCUACUGAUAGUGUUGCGAUACUUACUAUUCCUCAUUAUAUAGAAAUAGAUGAAACCAUCACCAAAGUUAGUUGUGGAUCAAGACAUACAUGUAUAUUGUUAGGUCAGUUGUAGUGAAUAUGAUUAUUUGUGACUAGGGUGAGACAGGAGAGAACAGCACUUUAUACAAUAUUAGGACAAAUAUAUAAUGGUUAAUAUUUUUAUUUCAAUUAUUGGAUUGCCCAGAUCUGUGGAGAAAAGUUUUACAUCCAGUGUCAUUUGUGAUUGUAUUUACAGAGAAUGGAAAUGUUAUGUCAUGUGGAUGGAACAAAUAUGGUCAGCUUGGAUUAGGAGAUGUGAAAUCUAAAGACAAUUUUUCAAAGGUUGAUUUCAGUUCUUGUACUCCUGGCAGGAUAGCAGAUAUAUUUAGUUCAAAUUGGAAUUCUGUAUUUUUAAUAAAGACGUAAUAAUA